GCGCCGCCACAGCAGCAACAGCAGCCGCUGCCGCCGCCGCCGCAGCCACAGCAGCCGCCGGAGGGGGGCGCGGCGCGGCCCGGCGGCCCGGCGCGGCCCGUGAGCCUGCGGGAAGUCGUGCGCUACCUCGGGGGCAGCGGCGGCGCCGGCGGCCGCCUGACCCGCGGCCGCGUGCAGGGGCUGCUAGAGGAGGAGGCGGCGGCGCGAGGCCGCCUGGAGCGCACCCGCCUCGGAGCGCUCGCGCUGCCCCGCGGGGACAGGCCCGGACGGGCACCGCCGGUCGCUAGCGCCCGCGCGUCGCGGAGCAAGAGAAGUGGAGAAGAGCGAGUGCUUGAGAAAGAAGAGGAGGAAGAAGACGAUGAGGAUGAAGAUGACGUGUCUGAGGGUUCCGAGGUGCCCGAAGGUGACCGUCCUUCAGAUGCCCAGCACCACCAGCUUAAUGGCGAGCGGGGCCCUCAGAAUGCUAAGGAGAGGGUCAAGGAGUGGAUACCCUGUGGUCCCCACCAGGGACAGGAUGAAGGGCGGGGGCCAGCACCAGGCAGUGGCACCCGCCAGGUGUUCUCCAUGGCAGCCAUGAAUAAGGAAGGGGGAUCAGCCUCUGCUACCACUGGGCCAGACUCCCCAUCCCCUGUGCCUUUGCCCCCCGGAAAACCAGCCCUACCUGGGACUGAUGGGACCCCCUUUGGCUGCCCUUCUGGGCGCAAGGAGAAGCCGUCUGACCCUGUGGAGUGGACGGUGAUGGACGUGGUAGAGUACUUCACCGAGGCUGGCUUCCCCGAGCAGGCAACAGCUUUCCAAGAGCAGGAAAUCGAUGGCAAGUCUUUGUUGCUCAUGCAGCGCACAGAUGUGCUGACCGGCCUGUCCAUCCGCCUCGGCCCAGCCCUAAAAAUCUACGAGCACCACAUCAAGGUGUUACAGCAAGGCCACUUUGAGGAGGAUGACUCUGAUGGCUUUCUAGGCUGAGCCUCCAACCUCACCCCUGCCCCGACCCAUUCCAGCCACCAUCUCACCAAGACCUCCAGAGUCCAGGAGCUGGACGGGGUCACCCUUAGCCCUCCUAACAGAUUCCAGUAAGGGGGCAUUCUUCCCUAUUCAUCCCUUCCCUGUGUCUCCCCAGCACACACACAUUUGGCCCCCAGCAUAUGCCACACUUCAUGACUGAGGAGUGUGGGGUGGGACAGAGACUGCUCAUUUGUUGCCAGGAGGCCAACCUUCCCCCAGAGCCUAGGACAUUUUUGGGGAAAAAAAAAAUGGGGGCUUCCCAUCUCCCCUAAAUCCUGUUCAGUUCAGCCAGAUGUUUCCUAUAUAAAUGUUUUGUUCUGCCUGUUCAUUUUGGUGGGUGGCUUUUCCUCUCUCCCUACCACCCAUAUCCCACCCAGUCUGCCCCUGGCCUGCAGCACCUGGGAGCAGCUGGGGUGGUGUCCCUGCGUCUUCCCUCUUCUCUCUUUCUGUUGGUUGUCGCUCCAGCUGGCUGUAUUGCUUUUUAAUAUUGCACCGAAGGUUUUUUAAAUAAAGUUUUAAAAGAAAAGAACAAAA
Manis javanica (Malayan pangolin) is the source of this 1536-nucleotide messenger RNA. RefSeq names its product sterile alpha motif domain containing 1 (gene SAMD1). Lineage: Eukaryota; Metazoa; Chordata; Mammalia; Pholidota; Manidae. Gene Ontology annotation, molecular function: DNA binding; protein binding. The record is from RefSeq and is a predicted model, not a curated record.